UCGAGACAUGGAGAAAAUCCCACGUUGGAAUAGUUAGUCAGCACUCGCUCAGUCGCGCAGCCUCUUUGUCGCUCUCUUUGCCGGAGCUGGAGAUCGAAAUUUUUUUCAAUCCUCUAUAAAACGGCAUGAUUGGCUAUCUUCCAGCUCGGUCUUCGAUUCCCUGGGUUCAGAUCUACCGAAGCCUGAUUUUUCAAAUCGGAGGAUCAAUGCGAUUGGUUCAUGGGCAAUACAUGCCGUGGAUCAUUCGGAAGCAAGUACUUCCAGGGAUACGCGGAGCCGACGAAACGUUCGAGAUCUGAUCGGAUAUCUUCUUCGUUUUCCUCGGACAAGGCGCCGAAAGAGGCGCCGAAGCAAUCGGUGAAGGCGGAACAGGUGAUUGCUGGUGGCGGAGGGUUGGCGGAGGUGGAGGGUGGCGGCUUCAUGAUUCGGGGCAUGGAUCCGCAGUGGAACUUGGUGCUCGGUCACAAGACGGCUAAUAUCCACGAUCUUUAUACUCUUGGUCGGAAAUUGGGGCAGGGGCAGUUCGGGACGACGUAUCUUUGCACGGAGAUCGCCACCGGGGUCCAGUACGCCUGCAAGUCGAUUUUAAAGAGGAAGCUGAUCGCUAGGGAGGAUGUGGAGGAUGUCCGCCGGGAGAUUCAGAUAAUGCAUCAUCUCUCAGGCCACAGGAACGUGGUCCAGAUAAAGGGCGCUUACGAGGAUUCUCUCUAUGUACACAUCGUCAUGGAACUCUGUGCGGGAGGGGAGCUAUUUGAUCGUAUCAUUCAUAGGGGGCAUUACAGCGAGAGGAAGGCUGCUGAGCUCACAAAGAUUAUUGUCGGAGUUGUAGAGGCUUGUCAUUCUCUCGGGGUCAUGCAUAGGGACCUUAAACCGGAGAAUUUCCUGCUUGCUAAUAGAGAUGAUGACUUGUCGCUCAAAGCCAUCGAUUUCGGGCUUUCCGUGUUCUUCAAGCCAGGCCAAAUAUUUACAGAUGUGGUUGGGAGCCCAUAUUAUGUAGCUCCUGAGGUGUUGUGCAAACACUAUGGUCCAGAAGCUGAUGUAUGGACUGCUGGUGUCAUACUAUAUAUUUUGUUGAGCGGUGUACCACCUUUUUGGGCUGAAACACAACAAGGGAUAUUUGAUGCAGUUCUGAAGGGUCAUAUUGAUUUUGAUUCAGAACCUUGGCCCUUGAUAUCUGACAGUGCUAAGGAUCUUAUUAGAAAAAUGCUUUGUUCUCGUCCUCAAGAUCGCCUAACUGCACAUCAAGUAUUAUGUCAUCCUUGGAUUUGUGAGAACGGUGUUGCUCCUGAUCAAGCUCUGGAUCCUGCAGUCCUGUCACGUCUCAAACAGUUCUCAGCAAUGAAUAAAUUGAAGAAGAUGGCUUUGCGAGUAAUAGCCGAAAGCCUCUCAGAAGAGGAAAUUGCUGGACUACGAGAAAUGUUCAUAGCGAUGGACACGGAUUGUAGUGGGGCAAUUUCAUUUGAUGAACUGAAAGCUGGCCUCAGAAGAUAUGGCUCGACAUUAAAAGAUACGGAGAUCCGUGAUCUUAUGGAUGCGGCUGAUGUUGACAACAGUGGCACAAUCGAUUAUGGGGAGUUUAUUGCUGCCACUGUUCAUCUCAAUAAGCUGGAGCGUGAAGAACACUUGGUGGUAGCAUUUUCGUACUUUGACAAGGAUGGGAGUGGGUACAUUACUGUUGAUGAGCUUCAACAAGCUUGUAAAGAGCACCACAUCGCUGAUGUGUUCAUUGAGGAUAUUAUUAAGGAAGUUGAUCAAGAUAACGAUGGUCGGAUCGACUAUGGCGAGUUUGUCGCAAUGAUGCGAAAGGGUAAUCUGGGAAAUAUGGGACUUGGGCUUGGCAGGAGAACCAUACGGAACAGUCUGAGAAUGAGCAUAAGAGAGUGAGGAGAAGAAACCACGUAGAAGCUGAAGUAUAGUGUUUGCCUAGAAGCAUAUUCUCUCUUGCUCAUGAACUACCUUCGUGUCUGGUUUGAGGGAGGUGAGAAGAAACAAAAGAGCUCUGAGAGGCUUCAUUCAAGACAUCUGGAAGUGUAAGCCAUUGUCAAUUUCUGUAACAAUGUAAGUUAAAUUUUGUGUAAAUUUUCAUUAUAAAUUUGCUGAUGAAGCUGGAGAUUGCUGUUGUUAAGGCUAUAAACAAGUGUGAAAUAAACUAGUAGCAUUUCUGAUGCUGCGUUUGUUCCAGUUGAUCUUUUAAAUUAAAAGAACUUCAAAUGAAAUACAGAGAAAUAUGGAUUAGAUCGUGAA
This is a messenger RNA of Dendrobium catenatum, 2244 nucleotides long. Its product is annotated as calcium-dependent protein kinase 26-like. The transcript has 8 exons. The record is from RefSeq and is a predicted model, not a curated record. Bases 220 to 1884 code for a protein of 554 amino acids. NCBI's taxonomy places the organism in Eukaryota, Viridiplantae, Streptophyta, Magnoliopsida, Asparagales, Orchidaceae. Gene Ontology annotation, biological process: peptidyl-serine phosphorylation; protein autophosphorylation; intracellular signal transduction. Gene Ontology annotation, cellular component: cytoplasm; nucleus. Gene Ontology annotation, molecular function: ATP binding; calcium ion binding; calcium/calmodulin-dependent protein kinase activity.